Messenger RNA from Staurois parvus, 1067 nucleotides. The record is from the annotation of a GenBank genome assembly. Lineage: Eukaryota; Metazoa; Chordata; Amphibia; Anura; Ranidae.
UCUCCUCAGAUCUACAUGCACCUUCGCUCCUAUAGCUGUCCCAAUGAACAGCGACAUAUUGUACGAAUUCUCUUUAUUGUCCCAAUAUAUGCCUUUGACUCGUGGCUCAGCCUCCUCUUCUUCACCAAUGACCAGUACUAUGUUUAUUUUGACACAGUCCGGGAUUGCUAUGAGGCUUUUGUAAUCUACAACUUCCUAAGCCUUUGCUAUGAAUAUCUUGGCGGAGAAAGUAAUAUCAUGACUGAAAUUCGAGGGAAACCAAUUGAGUGAGUAUUUAUUUAGAAUAAGGCACUGAAUAGGGAAUUGAGCACUGAGUAAAUACUCUUGUCUUUGUUUUCCAUUUACAGGCAACUCUGCAGUUUUGUGUGGUUAAACCUCUGAUGGCGAUCAUCACUGUCAUACUUCAAGCUUUUGGCAAAUAUCGGGAUGGUGAUUUUAAUGUGGCCAGUGGUUACCUCUAUGUAACAAUUAUUUACAACAUCUCAGUCAGUCUUGCACUCUAUGCUUUGUUUCUCUUCUACUUUGCAACACGAGAGCUUCUUAGUCCUUACAGUCCUGUGCUCAAGUUCUUCAUGGUGAAGUCAGUCAUCUUCCUUUCCUUCUGGCAAGGAAUGCUUUUAGCAAUACUGGAAAAAUGUGGUGCUAUCCCAAAAAUCCAUUCAGCUGAGGUUACAGUGGGUGAGGGCACAGUUGCUGCCGGCUACCAGAAUUUUAUUAUUUGUGUGGAGAUGUUCUUUGCAGCCAUAGCUCUACGUUACGCUUUUACUUACAAAGUUUACUUAGACAAAAGACUUGAUGCUCAAGCUGUUCCAUCCUACGGUCCAUAUGGGCGCUGCGCCCCCAUGAAGAGCAUUUCCAGCAGUCUAAAGGAGACCAUGAAUCCUCAUGAUAUUGUUCAAGAUGCCAUCCAUAACUUCUCUCCAGCCUAUCAGCAGUACACACAGCAAUCCACCUUGGAGCAGGGCACAACUUGGCGCAAUGGACAAAUCAUCUCUCGCUCUCAGAGUCUGUCAGGAGCUCGCGAUACAGAGAAGACUCUACUUCUGAGCUCUGAUGAUGAAUUCUAA